AAAGCAAGGCACAACGUAGUCAGGGUCUAGGGUGGGCUUAGUCUCUUAAGAUUAUCCCCAAGACAAAGAGCGAUGUCGUUGUUGACGAAGGCCGGUGGUGUUGUUUCCCUUUCAAUUUUUGUGGCAUUAGUAGCGUAUCUGCACCGAAGCUACAAUGAUAAAAUCCUCAACGAUCGCUUAGACUCUGUGUUGAGAGGAUUGCUUCGCGCAGAGAAAAAAGUUGGCUUUGAAACACGGACUAGAGUUGCAGUUGGAUUUGGCGCCUGUGUGGACGGAUUUGUUAAUGCAACUGAUAUUUUCCAUAACUUAGGUUUCAUUCCACCAGAUAUACCUGAGCAUUACAGUGUGAUAAGGGACCAAGAUGAGCUAGGGAAAGUUUUUUCGUACUUUUUUAGACACGGAGCUGCUGGAGAGAGAUAUAUUGAAAACAGGACUCUAUUUGAAUCCAUUGUAAAUGAGGCAAGGCGGCAUUCCUUCACUAGGUGGGCAGUUGGUGGAAAUGCUCCAGUGAUGGCCCAGAGGUUUGCGAAAGAGGGAUGUGAAGUGAUGCUUGGAGCCAAAGUUUCUCCCCAUCUUGCUGGCCUAUUGGGAUCAAAUAUUAAAAUUGCUGGAGACACAAUAGACGAUGAGGACAUUCACAUAGCCUUAGAAUAUGCUACAGGGACAUCUUGGGGUAACUUCAAAUCUCCAAGGGCCAACAGAUUUUUUAUUCACAGUGACCAGUUUAAUCCAUACAUUGACUCCCUUGAACUGUUCAGCCAAGCAGCAGCUUCUUUCUCUCCCCAACUACUUGUUGUUGGAGGUCUGCAGAUGAUGGAUAGUUUUCCUUUCAAGCCAGGUGUCCGCAAAGAACGCCUACAAAAGCUUGGAGAAGUUUUAGCUUCUACUUCAAAGAAGACCAUGAUUCAUUUUGAAAUGGCCUCAUUCAGUGAAGAAGCACUUUUGCAAGAUUUGGUAGAGCAUGUUAUCCCAUACUCAGACUCACUGGGGAUGAAUGAGCAGGAACUGCCCAAUUUAUACAGUGCUUUAAUGAAUGGUACUGCGACAUUAAUAUCAGAUGCCUAUCCCAGGAUUGCUCAUGUGCUUGAUCAGAUGAGAGCAGUGUAUAAAAUUCUCGGUCAAACAUCAGAAAAAAAUAAUAGGAGAAAACUGACAAGACUCCAUGUUCACACCUUGGCUUACCAAGCAAUUAUAACCACCUCUGGCUCGCCAUGGAAGAACACCAUGUCUGCUGCUGCUAAGGCCUCGUUAACAGCAAAUCGCCAUGUCUGCGGGUCCAACUUUAUUCAUUUGGAAAAAGCAAGGUUAAUUAUUGAUGAAUCUUUUGCUGCUAGUCAGGCACACGGAAGCAGAAGGAUUUCAUUUGAGAAUAAUCGGCCAGUGUCAUGUUGGAAAGAGGGCAACUACGAGUUUUGUGUUGCUCCGGUUCUUGUCUGCACCCAAGUGUUUCAAACUGCUGGAGGUGGGGAUAAUGUUUCUUCAGCAGGGCUUGCAGUGCAGAUUUAGAGGGAAAAGUCCAAAGUCAGUUCAAAAUAUAUAGGGUGGAUUGAAAAUUUACUACUUUAAACCACUGAAGAAUUCUCCUUUAUCAUUCUAUGAAAUUUCACUUGGUACUAAAUCAGUGUUGCCUCUGGUGCUUAAAAACUUUCACUCAAAAGCCUUGGUAACAUCUGUGUAGUAAUCGAAAAUAAUAGUCGAUAAGUGCAAUGUUGGAAAGAAUCAUUGAGAGGUUUCACCUUCGAUUUCUUAAAAUAUCUGAUUAAUUGAUCUCCUUCACACUAACAUAAUGCUUUUACACAUCUUCUAUUUGUCUUGGCUUCUACCAGGUAGACUUUUGAUUACAAACUGUUUUGCUAAUCUCUUUUACAUUCUUUUAUGAAGUCAGACACCAUUUGGUGAAAUUCAUAUUAUGUGGUCUUGAUAGUAGUUAAUGUUGAUCCAUCCUAUUGAAGAUGGAGGGAAUUAAGCAUUAUUAAAAAUGCUAAACCAUCACCAGGGAGACUUCAAACUGCUAGAUACUGGCAGUGCUUAUUAUUUGGACUAUCAUUUUAGUAUUCAGUGUCAUUUGGAUAUUUCAGUAUCAUCUCCAAGAGGUAAUACCAAGUAAGGUACUGGGUGUAAAUUUUGUUGUACUAUAGAGAAUUAUUUUUGAGAAGUUGAAAUUUAAAGGGGAAUGUAUUUUAUCUACACAACACACAUCUUGUGUGCAAAAAAGCAAUAUUUUUUAAAUGGUCCAAACUAAGGGUUUGUUAAUCAUUUACAGAUACAAUUCAGGGUCAUAAUGUUGUCUGUUGAUUGGAAAGAUUUUUUUCUUGACUGUUAUAUGUAGGUAAAAUGAUUUUGACAUUUAGACAUCAGUCAAAUUUAAGUCUAUUUUUGUACCUUUUAUCCAUACAGUUGGAUAGGGUUAAGUGCUUUCAACUCAUUUCAUAAUUAUGUAAUACACACUUAGCAAUAUUUUUAUAGGAUGAAAUGCACAAUCAGUUACUUUUUAAAUAAGAACCCACUGUUAACCAUAUUGUAUUGUUUUCCCAGCAACACUAUUUUAAAGUCCCAUUUAAUUUUUUGUGAAUGUCAUUAAGUUUUUUGUGAAUGUUUGUAUCUCAACAUGUAUGUUUCAAAGGUGUAAAGACAGUGAACCAUUUCAUUACCAGAACCUGGUAAUUUUAGAUGUUUAUUGCACUCCAAAGAUUUCAUUGCAUGAUUGAGCAAUAUUUUUGUGAAACAAAAAUACCAAUAACAUCUGUGAUUCAAAUUUUACUUUGGAAAUGGAAUUAAAAUAAAGUGCUCAACUUUU
Molecule: messenger RNA, 2797 nt
Organism: Lingula anatina
Lineage: Eukaryota; Metazoa; Brachiopoda; Lingulata; Lingulida; Lingulidae
Product: ADP-dependent glucokinase-like
Biological process (GO): glucose metabolic process
Cellular component (GO): endoplasmic reticulum
Molecular function (GO): ADP-specific glucokinase activity
Source: RefSeq, a predicted model, not a curated record